Molecule: messenger RNA, 366 nt
Organism: Quercus lobata
Lineage: Eukaryota; Viridiplantae; Streptophyta; Magnoliopsida; Fagales; Fagaceae
Exons: 1
Coding region: 1-366 (121 amino acids)
Molecular function (GO): nucleic acid binding; RNA-DNA hybrid ribonuclease activity
Source: RefSeq, a predicted model, not a curated record
AUGAAUUGGUCUCCUCCAACGUAUCCUCUAUACAAGACUAAUGUGGAUGGUGUUGUUUUCUCAACUCAAAAAGCUGCCAGUGUAGGUGUAAUAGUUCGUGACCAUGAGGGGAGGUUCAUUGUUGGUUUAAGUAAGAAGAUCCAUGAUCCUUUGGGAGCUAUUGUAGCUGAAGCUAAGGCAUUUGAAGUUGGCAUUAUUUUUGCAAAGGAAGUGGGUAUUAAAGAAUCUAUGUUGGAAGGUGAUUCCAUCAUCAUUGUACAAGCUUUGAAGGAAUGUUCACAUGCUCCAUUGUCUGUAGUACCUUUGAUUUAUGGGAUGUUAGCUAAAUUUCAUGAGUUUCAAAAUGUUGCUUUCUCUCAUUUUUGA